CUCGUAGGAUCAGGCACGUUACACGAAGCCAACCCACGCAUAUACACGCACGCGCACACGUUAACGCACGGACGGUGCGAGUGAAAGAGAAGGCAAGAAGAGCAAGGACGAAGAAGAAGAGGAGGGACGAACAAGAGAGCAAGAGACUUUUUCGUAUUUCUAAAAAAAACUCUCUAACACGUCCGUAGCGUCAUCCGCGGGCGACGCACUUUACUCACUACACUCACAGACAGCAUCUUCCGACGCAGGCGACGACGCGAUGACGAGUUUGUUCAGAAAACGCAGCCAGACGCUGAACGUGACGGAGCCGCUGCCGACGUACUCCGUCAACUACUUGGGAAACGUGCCGACGGUGAUGGCGAAGGGCGACGGCUGCGCCGACAAGGCGCUCGGCGUCGUCUGGAAGAACAUGCAGAAGCGCGGCCUCGGUAACAGCAUGACGGUGAAAGUGUCGCCUAAAGGCUUGCAGGCGGAGACGAAGCAGCAAGGCGUCACCGAAUACUCGUCUCACCGCAUCACCUACUGCAUCGCGCCGCCGCAGUACCCGCGCGUCUUCUGCUGGAUCUACCGACACGAGGGCAAGAAGAUGAAAGUCGAGCAGCGCGCGCACGCCGUCCUGUGCGCCAGCGACGCCGUCGCCAAGUGUCUCGUCGCGCAGCUGCAGGAGGCGACGACGUCGGCGCUGCGCGAGUUCGUGCGCGACAAGUGCCGCCGACAGAACUAUCGUCUGCUCGUCAAGUGCAAGCUGGGAGUCGACGUGACAGUGUGCAAGCGCAAGGCGCUGCUCAGUACGGCUCACAACUAUAAGCCGCCCGUAGCGCGCUCGCGCAGCGCGCCGCGACUCCACUCUAUCGACGAGUCGUACCUGGAGGAGGGGCUGGCGGAGGAGGAGGACGAGGAGGAGGCGCUGCAUCGAACAGGCACCUCUCCCGGCGAGCUCAGCAUCGACUCUGCGAUCUACGAGAUCGAAGAAGAGGACGACUUGGAGGACGUCGACGAGGAAGAGGAAGAGGAGGAAGCGGCGACGGCGAGAGAGAGGAGGGCGAGAGGCGCCAACAGGUGGGGCAUCGACGACACAUCGAGCAUUGGCGACAGCAUCGACACGACCAGCUCGACGACGUCGGACGAUAUCGUUGACGACCUCCUGGACGACGCCAGCGUGCGCUUCUACAUCCGGCAGUCGUCGGCGCCGGCGUCGACGUGGUCGGGCGACGACGGUGACAGCGUUAUCAGCACCGAGAGCGGCUACUCCGAGUGCGACUCGGAGCCGACAGGGGGCGCUCGCGUCAUGAUCAUCUGCGAGCAGGAGCUGCGGGAGCUGGAGUUGGAGGCGAGCCGACGCGAGCGGUCGUCGUCGCUUGUGUCGUGUGGCUCUAACGAUACGCUGAAGGGCGAGCAGCUUGUCGACGACUCGCCGCACGCGUGCGUCAUCUACCUCUAACCCGUCUCCCUCCAUCAUCGAGUUCCUAUCGCGUCCCUCCUCCCUCCGGUACACUACACACCAUCCCCUCCGCUACAUACCCUUCUUCCUUCACUACACACCCUCUCCUUCCACCACACCUCUUCCCCCUCCGCUACACACCCUCUCCUUCCACCACACCUCUUCCCCCUCCGCUACAUACCCUCCUUCCUUCACUACACACCCUCUCCUUCCACCACACUCCCUCCCCCUCAGCUACAUACCCUCCUUCCUUCACUACACACCCUCUCCUUCCACCACACCCCCUCCCUCUCCACUACACUCGCCCACCUUUUCGUUACAUACCCUCCUCCCUUCACUACACUCCCUCCUUCUCCACCCCACUCCCUCCCUCUCCGUCACCCUCUCUCCUCCCUCCGCCACACACACUCCCUCCUCCUCCACCAUCCUCCCGCCUCCCUCCGUCACCCUCCCUCGCCGUUAUAAACGCCCGCAGCCGAGGAAACGUAAUUGAAUUGAAUACGACGCCAGGUAACUUGAUUACUUACUGCGCACCUGGGUAGAGAGAGAUGCGGCAGGGCCGCUCCGCCAGGUAGCAAGCGUUCGUACACCUGGGUACAGUGUAAAACUCAUCACUCUAUCGAUCGAUCGACGGCCCCUGUGUUGAUGCUGCUGCUGCUGCUGCUGAUGUUGCUGUUGCGGCAACGGCGUCACGCGAACACCGCAACAAUACCUCGCUA
Priapulus caudatus is the source of this 2160-nucleotide messenger RNA. RefSeq names its product protein FAM43A-like. The coding region runs from base 260 to 1441 and encodes 393 amino acids. The transcript is spliced from 2 exons. Lineage: Eukaryota; Metazoa; Priapulida; Priapulimorpha; Priapulimorphida; Priapulidae. The record is from RefSeq and is a predicted model, not a curated record.